UAUUAAAAAUCUACUUCGAUAGAUUAUUUAAGGUAAACACAAGAUUGACAGUAUGGAUGUUGUAAAUUCUAUUCUGGAAAAGAGCACUCAGGAAAAGGAUACAUAUAAAUCCAUAGUGGUGAAUAAAGAAGUAGACGUUGAAACAGACAUAGGAACUCUUCUAGCGUUAGAUUAUAAUGCUUUCGACCUAAAAGACUUCAGAUCACAGCCUGAAGAAUAUUUGAAAAGUCUAACAAGGGGCAAUGUGCAAAUACUCAUUAACAAGAUUUGGGAACUUCCAACAGAACGUAUUGAUGAAGUAAUAAUAGCAAAAUUACCCAAACCAACAUUUGUAUUGCCACGAUCUCGACAAAUUCCAAAAUCAAAACCUUUAACAAAGUGGCAACAAUUUGCCAAAGAAAAGGGUAUCAAGUCUAAGAAGAAGACUAAGUCUAAAGUUAAAUGGGAUGAAGAAUUACAGAAAUGGAUUCCUUCAUUUGGCUAUAAACGUAACAAAGCUAUGGAACAGAAGGAUUGGUUAGUAGAAGUUAACAAUCAUGACAAAGCUGUGCAAGAUCCAAUUGCAGCUGCAAAGACAGCAAAAGAAGAAAGAAAGUCUAAGAAUGAAUUGCAGAGAUUACGGAAUAUAGCUAAGGCAAAAAAUAUUAAGAUUCCAAGAGUAGGACUUCCUACCAAAGAACAUUUCCCUGAUACACAGCAACUUUCUCAAGCCAUCACUGUUGCACGUACAUCAACAGCAUCCCUUGGCAAAUUCCAAGACAGGUUACCAAAAGAAAAAGAUGCAAAGGGUAUUGCAAAACAAGUACCAGGUAUGAAAAGAAAACCAGAAGAUAUUCCAGCAAAUGUAUAUGAUGAGAAGAAACGGUAUAAAGAUUUAGCAGAUAGUAUUCUGAAAAGUAACACCAAAAUUCUUCGUGAAGACUUCUCUGUACCCAAAACAAAACCAGCUAAGUCAGAAAAGAAGAAAGGUAAAAAGGUAGGAAAGAAUAAGGGGGCAAAGAAACCCAAAGGGGGAAGAGGACAACGAUGUUUCAGGCUUAGAGCCGGGGGUAGAAAACGAAGAUAA
Habropoda laboriosa is the source of this 1066-nucleotide messenger RNA. Its product is annotated as ribosome biogenesis regulatory protein homolog. The transcript is spliced from 4 exons. Gene Ontology annotation, molecular function: protein binding. Gene Ontology annotation, cellular component: nucleolus; nucleus; preribosome, large subunit precursor. The record is from RefSeq and is a predicted model, not a curated record. Lineage: Eukaryota; Metazoa; Arthropoda; Insecta; Hymenoptera; Apidae. Gene Ontology annotation, biological process: ribosome biogenesis; ribosomal large subunit export from nucleus; endonucleolytic cleavage in ITS1 to separate SSU-rRNA from 5.8S rRNA and LSU-rRNA from tricistronic rRNA transcript (SSU-rRNA, 5.8S rRNA, LSU-rRNA). The coding region runs from base 53 to 1066 and encodes 337 amino acids.